UUUGGAGAUCAAAGAAUUCCUUCUCUUUGAUCCCGGACCGCAUUACCCUGUCAUGCGUCAUGAUGGGUGAAUAUAUUUUACUCCGCUUAUUCAGAACUUGUACUUAAGCAUGCUUGCUUAGCAGGAGGACUUUCAACCGCCUUUUCUCAGAUAUUUGUCCCAGUAGAUCAUGACAAGAGAUGUUCCAACGAGACGUAGAGCGGUCUUGCUCGCCAUUUUCAUCGCUUUUGGCUUCUUGUUUGGGUAUGAUAUAGGCGUCAUUUCCGGAUGUCUGAUUAUGCCAGAUUUUAUCCGCCAAUUCGGCCAAGAAGGAACGAAUGGCCAGUACUACCUGUCAAGUUCGAGACAAUCGAUCAUCGUCUCUGUUCUAUCGGCUGGUGGAGCCAUCGCUCAAGCGUUCACAUCUGAUCGGUUGGGACGCCGUGGAUCUAUUCUGUUCUGGUCGGCUAUCUUCACUGUCGGCGUGGCUAUCCAGACCAGCACGACAUACUCUCUUGUUCAGUUGCUCGUAGGGCGUUAUAUCGCAGGCUUAGGUGCUGGUUCAUUGUCAGCUAUUGUGCCUCUGUAUAACGGAGAAACGGCACCGAAAGUUAUUCGUGGUACGAUCUUGGCUAUCUAUCAAGUUCAGAUUAUCUCGGGCGUAUUUUUGAGUUAUGUGUUUGAGCUUGGAAGUCACACAAUCAACAACUCUGCGUCCUGGCGACUCCCUAUCGGAUUGCAAAUGGUCUGGGGUAUCAUCAUUUUGUCUGGAAUGUUUUUCCUUCCAGAAUCUCCCCGACACCUUCUCGGAACUGGACGAGGUGACGAAGCGCGCAAGGUCAUUGCAGAACUCAACGGAGUCUCAGAAGACGACCCUCUUGUGAUUGAGAUUGUUAGGGAACUCGAUUUUGCUAUCAGAGCAGAGAAUGAAGGUGGCAAAGCGACUUGGUUAGAAUGCUUCUCCACGAGAAAUGCACUGUGGCGUCGGACAACCAAUGGCAUGAUGCUUCAAUUUAUUCAGCAGCUUAAUGGCCAGAACUUUUACUACUUCUAUGGCGACACCUUCUUUCAGAGUGCAGGUGCAGGGCUUUCGCCUUAUAUCAUCCAGACGGUUCUUGGAGCGGUGUCAGUUGUUGGAACUCUCCCCGCGCUGUACUUCAUCGAGACUUGGGGUCGCCGAAAGCUGUCAGAUGUCUGUGCACUAAUUGUUGCUGUGGUUGGGCAUGCUACCCUUGCGCCUCCUGGAACGCCAACUUCAGCACUUACUCCUCGUAAUAGAGCUGGGGGCAACGUUGUUAUUACUUUUGCAGUAUUUCAAGUGUUCAUCUUCAACACGACCUGGGGAUCUACUCCGUGGGUGUACCUCGGAGAGUCUUUCCCUCUUCGAGUGCGCCCCAAAUCAAUUGCUUUCGGGUGUGCGACAAGUAUGAUUGCUCCCUUUUCGCUAUUUGAAUUCGCUACUCAUGCUUGUUCAAGACUGAUUCUGGGACAUUUCUCGAUGUUUGAACACUUCGCCAGCAUUGGUCCAAUGAUAAUGUUUGUCUUCUUCGGCAUGCUUGUCUUUGGAUACAUCUACGUGUAUUUUGCCAUUCCUGAAACCAAAGGUCUAACUUUAGAAGAGGUGGACGAGUUGUAUCGCUCUGGCAUCGCACCCUGGCGAUCAGUAGGCUGGCGACCAAGCAAGAAGCAUUAUUAUCCCGAAGUACAUGAGAAACAGGGGUCGGACUCUGUGGAAAAUUGCUAG
This is a messenger RNA of Suillus fuscotomentosus, 1723 nucleotides long. RefSeq names its product general substrate transporter. The transcript is spliced from 13 exons. Gene Ontology annotation, molecular function: carbohydrate:proton symporter activity. Bases 170 to 1723 code for a protein of 517 amino acids. Gene Ontology annotation, biological process: transmembrane transport; carbohydrate transport. Gene Ontology annotation, cellular component: plasma membrane. The record is from RefSeq and is a predicted model, not a curated record. Lineage: Eukaryota; Fungi; Basidiomycota; Agaricomycetes; Boletales; Suillaceae.